AUGUCCUCCCCGGCCAAGGCCGCGAACGCGACGACGUCCUCGACACCCGCCCCGGCGGCGGUGCGACAAGAGCAAGCCAUACCGACGUCGAUCCUGUGUACAUGUUGUAGGCGCAAGCGCUACGUCUCGCGAGGUUGGCGACCAUACUAG
Saprolegnia parasitica CBS 223.65 is the source of this 150-nucleotide messenger RNA. RefSeq lists its product as hypothetical. The record is from RefSeq and is a predicted model, not a curated record. Bases 1 to 150 code for a protein of 49 amino acids. The transcript has 2 exons. Lineage: Eukaryota; Oomycota; Saprolegniomycetes; Saprolegniales; Saprolegniaceae.